GGCAGAAGGCCACCGAGGAUCGAUGACGUAGGCCUUAGCCCUAUAGUAAACAAGCCGCGUUUGAUGUUGGGUGAAAGCGAGUGAAAUCUGUCAUUAAAACUUCUUCUGAACUUUCCUCAAGUGUGAUAAAGCUCAGAACUGAGUGAAAUUAGGGGCACACUCGGAAUCUCCACUUUUGAGAAGGAUGGCCAGCUACGUGACGAAGGAAGUGGGAGGGUGUGGCGUGUUAUCAAAAUGCAUGAGACGAGUGAGGUGGAGAAUAGAACAGAGGCUGAUAACCUUGUUAGAGGGUGACAUGAAGCAAAACGUCACUAGUUUGUGCCAGAAAGUGAGAGCAAACCUACUCGAAGACAUCCUCUCCAUUACAGAGUUAGCCAAAGCUAAAGUGUCAGGUUUCGACGAGGUGGACGCUGCUCGCAUCCAGAAGUUGGUUGAUGUCAGUGUGAUGGAACCUUUCAGGGAAAAGAUAUCUGCUGAGGUAGAAAAAUACUCCCAGGAGGAGCAAGAAGCCAUCAGGGAAAACUUGAGAGAGGAAUAUGUGGACAUGCUGUUGGAAAAUUACGCAUCUGCACUGAAGAAUGUCCGCACAAGAGGGGGCAAUAAUAAUGCGGCCAAUGACAAGUUGCGGGAGGAGGUGUCUGAAUCGAUAGACGAUUUUCUGAAAGUGUGCACAAAGCAGCACAUGAUUUUCAUAGUUGAAGCAAAGAUUUUGCAAGGCGUCGCGAGUGAUUUGACGAAUCACGCUGCCAGCCUUAUGCUAUCUGCCAAGAACACUUCUUCAGAUGGAGCAGAGAUCAGUGAGCCAUCUUCUGAGCUUAGAACGAUCAUGCUAAAAGUGAUGGACAAGAUGUUACGAAUGCUAGGAGCAGAGUUGCUAACAAUGACUCGUAUUUUUAGGGAUAUUGUCAUAACCAGGGAAGUUGCAUUGCAGAAGAGGGACAGUGAGGGUUCCUCUAAAACUCAGUACAGCGAAGAUGGUCUUGAUGUGCUUUUCAGUCAGUGUAGAAUGCUAGUUGCUGACAAUCUGGCGUCUUUGAUCAAGAACUCCUACAGUUCAGCUCUUGGAAACAGAGGUAGUUUGUCUGAUAAACCAGCGAGUGAAGGGGAAAUAGCGAAGCUGAGAUCUACGAUUGAGAGGGCAUUGAUCGAAGGUUUGUUAAAGGAAUUUAAAAAUGCUAUGAUAGAAUCACUGUACGCUCUGAAGGUGGUUUCUGUAACACGUCACAUGGUUAAUCGUACCUUGCCCAAAGAGGUAGAUUCAGUGAUUGAGAUUUGCUUUCCAAGGGACAUUGGAGGUGGUGUGUGGCUGUGCAGGGCUGGUGAAUAUCCUAAGGUGCUUGUGGGUCGGUUUAAGGAAGCUGUACUGAAUUGUUUGUCAGGAGAAUUGCUCUGUCGAACAUAGACCUAUUUUCAGUGGGAAUAUCUGUCAUUUUGAACUCAGUCCUCAAAAUAUUUCGUACUAAGAUUUUGCAAAUUUUUUUUAAAGAUUCAAGUAUUGU
Molecule: messenger RNA, 1499 nt
Organism: Macrobrachium nipponense
Lineage: Eukaryota; Metazoa; Arthropoda; Malacostraca; Decapoda; Palaemonidae
Exons: 2
Coding region: 185-1402 (405 amino acids)
Source: RefSeq, a predicted model, not a curated record